Messenger RNA from Neocloeon triangulifer, 1930 nucleotides. Its product is annotated as alpha-(1,6)-fucosyltransferase-like. Gene Ontology annotation, biological process: protein N-linked glycosylation. The transcript is spliced from 11 exons. NCBI's taxonomy places the organism in Eukaryota, Metazoa, Arthropoda, Insecta, Ephemeroptera, Baetidae. The record is from RefSeq and is a predicted model, not a curated record. Bases 35 to 1852 code for a protein of 605 amino acids. Gene Ontology annotation, molecular function: protein binding; alpha-(1->6)-fucosyltransferase activity.
GUCAUGGAACAGGAACACGCACGCAGCUGCAAAAAUGGCACGACUCUUCCACAUAUCAUUCAAGUGCUGUGAUUACCCGUCUAGAAUAAUUUCGCCUAAGAAGAUGAAGCAGUGCAUUAUUUUAACGGCGUCCUGGUUGUUUCUGUUUGCAUUUCUGAUGUACGUGACGGGACCGUUUGUUCGAGUGCCAAUCGCGCAGAACGAAAAACUGGAGCAAAAUCUACGUGUCCUGUCCCGUCGGCUGUCGCUCGCCUUUCGAGAGCUCGACCGACUCAAAAAGCAGAACGAGGGACUCAAAAUGGUGAUCAAACUGGGCCUGGCGAAGAACAACGAGACCAUCAAGUCGCUACUUCAGAAAGAGGAGAUCGCCUUGAGCAACGCAAAUAAUGCACUCAAAAAUUGCAAAUCAAUUUCACCGCCAGUUGAAUAUGAGCAAACGAGAAGAAUGACGGACUACGCAGUGCAAAAUAUGUGGCUCUAUUUGCAGCACAAAUUUUCAAAACUGCAGUCCUUGGUUGCACAGGAUUCAGAUUCCACGACUAAGAAUGAGCUGACAAGUCUCGUUAUCAACACGGCAGGCAGAAUUCAGUUUAUUUUAUCAAAAUUACUGAUGCUCCCGAAAGUCGACGGACACGCCAAGUGGCGCCAGUGGGAAGCGGAUUAUUUGAAAAAAAUUGUCCAAAAUCGAAUCAUGCUUGUGCAGAAUCCACCAGCGUGCAGCGCAGCGAAAGUUCUCCAGUGCGAAUUAAAUGCAAGUUGCGUCAGUUUUGACUGUAAACUUGAGCGCACGUCAGCGUGCCUUUCAGAGGCCUAUCGUCUUCAUCGGACUCUGGUGUUGAACGAUCACGCUUGGAAUUCAAAUUUUCAGCCUCUCAGCAUUAUGUGCAGCGACAUUGGAACGAACGAAGACUACCCUAGCGCGCCGUGGCCUGGAACGUCGAAUGAUUUGAGAAUCAUUCUGGGCCCAGAAGUUAAAGUUCAGAGUUACGCGGAGGUGCCUUUUGACCUUUCGACCCGUUUAAACCGCCUGAGUGGUGACCCCUUGCUUUGGUGGCGAGGGCAGUUGUUUGCAUUCCUGCUAAGCCCACUGCCUAACCUAAGUCGCUUGAUCCAACGCGUGAAGGAUAAAAUUAAAUUUGUCCGCAGUCCAAUAAUUGGAAUUUGCGUGGACAAGGAAGAGUAUCUAGAUGAAGUGAUCAGUGCCGUUGACCACUUCUAUCAACAGUUUGAAAUGACCUCCAUAUCAAUGAGGAGACGCAUUUUUGUCUCUAGCAGGAGUCCAGACAUUCCACUCAUCAUUAAGAAAACAUACCAACAUAUUGAUGUUUUGCACAUAUCUGAGGAAAUUUUGAUCGAAGUGGGAGCUCAAGAAUUUUCCGAGGAUGAGUCUGAAUUUCCAAGAGAUGUCUUAGACACCCAUUUCUUAAGCAAAACUGACUUCUUGGUCUCUGCUGACUCUCGAAAAUUGUGCCAAAUCGCAUUUUCUCUUCAAAUGAGCAGAACGGACGCUCACAACAAACUGAUCUCGAUCGGCAGCAGUGCUGCUUUUGAUCACAAAAAACAGUUUGACCAUUUGGCCAUAGUCAAGCACGUUGCUCAAUCUGACGAGGAAAUUGAUUUGGGCCUUGGUGACAUUGUUAUAGGCGUGGAGAACUUGGCCAAUGGAUACUCAAAAGGGAAGAAUAAAAUAACAAAGAGAAAAGGAAUCUUCCCUUCAUAUAAAGUCACCUGCUUGACCAGAUAUAAACACUUUUCCGACUUCCUGGACGAAAUUUCUGCAAAAGGCAGAUUCCAGGACACAAAGCCAAAGUCAACUACUAAAGAAGAGGAAGUUUACGAGUAUGAAGACUAGCAUAGUCAUGCAUUGAAUGAAGUUUUAUUUUAAGUGAAGUUUGAGUGUUCCUAAAAAUAAAAUUGUUUAUUUGCCUAA